Acanthosepion pharaonis is the source of this 3261-nucleotide messenger RNA. The record is from the annotation of a GenBank genome assembly. NCBI's taxonomy places the organism in Eukaryota, Metazoa, Mollusca, Cephalopoda, Sepiida, Sepiidae.
AUGGCGAACAAGAAAUCUGUUUUAUGGUUAAUUUUGUUUUCUUGCUUAGCUUUUCUUUGCACAAAUGCAUCAAAGAAUAAGAAAAAAGAAACAGCGAAAAUUUUAGAGUUUAUUGAAAAUGAAAGGACACGGAUCCAUAACAAGAAAGCCUCCAGCUGUAACUUAAAUUCCCCCACUCUGAAGGCAAUCACCAACUUUCGACUUUUAGAACCUCAGAGUGAUAACACCAUCCUGUGCCACCUGAAAUUCCUAGAAGCCAGCCCCACAGAAGGUUUCGUAUGGUCAUCGUUGGGUCACAUCUACAGCCAAAAAAGUCCGUCCCUGGCCAGCCAAACAAAUUUUUGUUUCAAGCAGGCUGCAAAACUUUCUGCCAAAAGCAGUCUGGCUGUAAGUGAGUGGCAUUUUAUUGGACCUUUUGUCAUUGGGAAAAUGGAACUUGAUGGUGAUCCCUUGGAGGCUUUUGGUGGAAUACAGAAUGUCUCAUUGUACCGACUGAGUAAGAAGGUCAAGUAUUAUUCAGAAAUGGUUCCUGGAGGUGAAGUGAAGUGGAAAAUCUAUCGACACCUUGGAGAAUUUCUGAUUCGUAUAUCUCCAGAAUUACAAUGGAAUGACCUAGUUGGCUCUCUCGGAUCAAUGGGUAUUACUGAGUGGCAGGGUUGGGCUGUUGGUGAAAUUGCAAUCAAUGAAAAAGAACAGACAGUUGUCCUUCAAUGUCACGGAAUAACUACAAUCUACAUUGACCAUGUGCCUCUUGUAGGAGAUGUCUAUCACCGAGACCACUUGAUGGUCAGUAUUUCCCUAUCCAGAGGGAUACAUGUGCUUUAUGCCAAAGUAAGGGCAAAGGUGAAUGCGAAUUUCAAAUGUGUCUUCAAGACAGUGGGAGCUAGCUUUGAUGUGUUUUCGCCAACAAUGAUCCCCGACCUUGUCGAGGGGUACCUAUUUAGCAAGUAUUUCAGUAUACCUGUUGCUAACUUUCAUGGUUCAAAAUGGCUUAAAAAUAUUGGUGUUAGUCUUGUGAGUCAGUCAUAUGGACAACCCUUCUCUCUUGAAGUGACAGAGAAACGGAAUGUUGCUCCUGGUCAAAUUUUCCCGAUUGUAGUGCGUAUUGAUUCCACUGAUGACCGAUUGACCAGUGGCUGUUAUCCAAAUGGUAUAGACUUUGUUUUGGAAAUUUCUACUUCAGAAGGUCAGAUAGAAGCUGCCCCAAUAAAUCUCCGUUGUCGGAAAUUAGACCAGACAUUUCUGUUCUCUUUUCUGGACCAUGAUGGCUCUGUCCAGCAGGGAGCGGCUAUUGCACCGAUUGGUGACUGUCCAGCCAACCUUUGCUCUGUUCUUCUAACUCUCCAUGGAACUUCAGUUCCAGCACAGAAUCAGGCUGAUAGCUACAAAAGAAUGGUGGGACAUGAAUUUCAGUUUGGUCUCGAAGGAAUUUGGCUCUUGGCACCAACAAGGCAUGGGGCUCACAAUUGGGAAGGGCCAGGUGCAUUGACGGCAAUGACGGCUCUCAACAGGCUAGCAGAGAUUGUGCAGCCACUGACUUGGCUGAAAAACAAGAUCUCAACACAGCAUGUUAUAUUUACAGGUCAUUCAAUGGGGGGUCACGGUGCUUGGCAUCUUGGAACUCAUUUUCCUGACCGUGCUCUUGGUGUUAUAUCUUUAGCAGGAUGGAUAAAAAAAGAGGAAUAUGGGGACAGCAACUUAUUUUUCCGACAUGAUAUUUCAACCAGCCAUACUGAUCCUGUUGUUAAGGCCCUAAUGGAAGCAACUAUCGCUGAAAAUGAUGCAGACAGACAUAUUCAAAACCUGAAGGGAAUUCCUGUUUUGGCAAGAAUUGGUGCCAAUGACAGAACAGUCCAUCCAUAUUUUGCACGAAGAAUGUACCGUCUUCUGGAAGAGUUAAGAACAAAUGUGAACUACACAGAAUUACCUGGCAAGGAGCAUUGGUGGUGGGACACAUGGUCAACCAAUGAUGGUGGUGCAGUUCAUGAUAAACAGUUGCGUAAGUUUUCUGCUACAUACGGAAUUAUUCCAGGCCAUUCUAGUGUCUCUGAAGACAGUUGCAGUGCCGACAGUGAUCACUGCUUUGAUUCUGCUGACGAUGUGAGCCCUUACCUAGGCAACCGAAAGCACCAACUCUCAGUGCCUGACAGUUAUACUUUGGUAGUAAAUAACCCAGCUAUUGGUGAAUCUAUACACGGAGUCCAUAUUAUACAACAAAUCACGCCAAUGAGAACAAGUACAGUGGAAAUUCAGUUAUUUAAGGAUUCUGUUCGGCUCCAGACAGCUAAUGUCAGGAAAUUUCAAUUGGUCAAAUGUGCAAAUCAAGCCACAGAGUGGACAACAACUUCUAUCAUUGUGGAUAAUGAUUUUGUAGUGCCUCCUGAAUUUGUAAAGAAAAUGAUAGCUUCUCCAGGAAAUUGGUUAAUCUGUCGGGAAAAGGGAGAGUGGAAAACAUGUCCAGGAGAUCUCAAACUAGAACGAGGACCUCAUAAUUAUGGUCCUGCACGAAGGGUCGCUGAGAAACCAUUUGUAAUCAUUGCAGGAACACAGGGGUCAUCCCAUAUGAAUCAGCUGCUGCUACACUUGGCUGUUUAUGUGGCAAAUCUUUUCUGGAUCACUUCGGAUACACAAGCUCCCAUUGUCAGGGAUGCAGACAUAUCCUUGGAAAAAAUAAAAAAUAAAAAUGUCAUCAUUAUUGGUGGACCAAAGGAAAACAGCUUGACUUCAAGUUUCUUGAGUUUUAUUCCUAUCAAAAUUCAAGAUGACAGUCUCAUUUUAGAGAAAUGCCAUUUCAGACAUCCUCAAACAGGUGUACUCUCUUUGGCACCAAAUGGUAAGAACCAUCUUGCACUUCUGCUGUUUGGGAAUUCCCAAAAUGCCCUCCUUGAUGUCAUCAGUUUGGCCACCCCAACCAUACCACCCAUGAGCCGAUCACCAUUUUCAAACCUGGUACCUGAUUUUAUGAUAACUGGGCCUGAUUUCCGACUGAAAGGACCUGGAGAUUUCCAAUGUGCUAAUGUUGUCUUGACAUGUUCCUGUCUCUUUCUUCAUUUGAUUUUUUUUUUUCACUCAUUUGUUCUCUCUCCCUUUGUUUUUUUUCUCUCUUUUUCUUUUUUUCUCUUUCCCCCUUUUUUUAUCAUUUUUCUUUUUUUCUCUUUCCUCCAUUUUAAUUUCUUUUCUGUUAUUAUUAUUUUUCACUCUUGCUUUUUCUCUCUAACUUUUUCUAUUUUUGUUCUCUUACUUUUUCCCUCUUACUUUUAG